UUUGCAUUUUUUUUUCAUUGAGGAGGAUUGGUCAGAGGAUUUUUUUUUCAUUGAUGAGGAUUGAUUGAGGAGGAAUAGGUCAGACAGAAACUGGGGAGCAAAAAACUGUUGUUCUGGGAGUAGUGUAGGGGAUGCCACUCCUAUCACAGAGUUAGUCAAUAGGCUGCAUGCAGCAGCUUCAUGUGUAAAAUCAGCAGUAGUUUUGCCUGCAAAUUGUGUUUCACACAGUUAUUAAAUGCAAGGAAAGGAAUCUAUCUGCCAGCUGCCUACUGCCCAAGGAUGCUGUCCUUCUGAAUCAGCAGGUCCAUUAGCAUGUCAAAAGGCCAUACUCAGUCCAGCAGAUGACAGCAGCCCAUCGGGUGGAUUCCUGUGUCGUGUCUUGGGCUUUUUGUCACGCAACAGCAAAGCCUGAGCAGCUGAGAUUGCCUGUGCAACAAACCAACCCCAUCCAGCUGUGACCAGCCAGAGAGGAGACUCCAGGCUGGAGAGCUGCAGAAGACAGAAGAGGACAAGAUUCUGCCAUGGCCAGGCUGCGUUACCUGCACAUGAAACCGAUGAGAAUUCUGUGUCCUUCAGGCUGUCAGGCAGGGGCAUCGUGGUCUCAAGAUAUGAAAUCAUAUAAUCAAAAAGGCAGAUUUUCUGAACGGGUAUCUUACAGAAAACUGAAUUAUCUAUAUGCUUUGUGGGAGAGUGACAAGGAACUGUGAGGUACCUAUUUGGUAGCGUAACAAGUCGGACAAUUUGCACGGGCAUUUUUUUCCACUUCCCUUCUGGAACUUGCUUCAUCCAGCUGACACUGCUCCACAGCCUUAGGCAACCCUCAGACUCACAGAAGAAUGGUACUGCUGGUGUUUUAGCCAAGUUCAGCGCCUACAUCACCUACCUCCUGUGGAUGAAAACCUGCACAGUGUCACCCCCAAGGUGUGACCUUUUUCAGAGUCCAGCUGAGACAAAAAGUUUGUCUAUGGCUUCGAAGGGACCUUACAAAGCCCUGACUCAGGAAAUCAAUCCUAUUGGAGAUACACAGGUGAACUGGGAGGCCAAAACGAUAAAAUCGCAGAUGUUGCUGUGUUUGGCUGGCAUCAAAAAUCACUCGGUCCCAUCCUCUUGUUACUGGCAUCAGCUUCAGGACUGAAUGCUUCUCUCCCUUCACAUGGCAAGAGAGCAGUGUCUGCAACAGAGCAGACCUCCAGAGGAUGAGCUCCCUGGUCAGUGCCUCGCACCUCCAGCUCACUGCCUUCGCUCUGGGCACGGUAGGAUGGAUCUUGUGCACCAUUUCAAUGGGAAUGGUGGAAUGGAGAGUGUGGUACGUGGACAACACCACCAUCAUCUCCUCUGGCGUUGCCUGGGUGGGGAUUUGGAAAGUCUGCUUCAUCAGUUACCUUCACGUCUCGCCUGGUUAUAGAGAACAGUUCUGCCAUAAAUUCAGUGGCUAUGAGUCCUUCGUCCCCCACGAAAUUUAUGCUGCUCAGGGUCUCCUGUUGAUCGCCAUGUUCGUGGGCUUGCUGGGACUGGCUGCUACAAUAUUUGCUCUGAGAAAUGUGUAUAUGGGAAUCACUCACAAGACUCUUAUUACCCCUUUCUUCCUGGUGGGUGGCUUCUUCUACGUAUUUGCUGGUCUGUGUGUCCUGAUUCCUGUGAGCUGGAAUUUCUAUUCUGUAAUGCACAACCGGAGCAUUGCUUUUCCUCCUUCUUAUUACAUGCCCUCCAGUCCAGUAGCUCAGGAAGCUGGUGCUGCAAUUCCUGUUGGGAUUGUGGCUGUCAUCCUCCUGCUGCUAAGUGGGACUUUUUCUCUCUCACAUAGAUUUUCGGGGCCCACAAACACUAACAUGAAAUCCUGACAGGACAAAUCCCCUCCUGCUAUUUCAGAACAAGAGCAUAGUCGAGAGAUAAGGACAGCAGUUGGUUGUAUAGUUAAGGAACUGCAGAAUUUAAUUUUCUUUUCUAUAGUAGCUAAGCUAUUUUCUCAUAUGAACCAGCUGAGUUACCAUCUUAAUUGUCACAUAUGACCAGAUGUUCAUCUGUGAGAUAACUGCUGUUGAGCAGUAACUGUGAUUAAAUUUUGCCAGUUGUCCUCUUUUGUAUAUACAAACAUUACUGAUUAAUUUAUUUUUUUGUGUAAAGUAUUAACCAUGCUCAAGGAGCUGACUCUGAAUGAACUGUCUUGUUAGAAAAAUGUGA
Messenger RNA from Myiozetetes cayanensis, 2181 nucleotides. It is a transcript of the gene CLDN34, whose product is annotated as claudin 34. Gene Ontology annotation, biological process: cell adhesion; bicellular tight junction assembly. The record is from RefSeq and is a predicted model, not a curated record. The transcript is spliced from 6 exons. NCBI's taxonomy places the organism in Eukaryota, Metazoa, Chordata, Aves, Passeriformes, Tyrannidae. Gene Ontology annotation, molecular function: structural molecule activity. Bases 1197 to 1841 code for a protein of 214 amino acids. Gene Ontology annotation, cellular component: plasma membrane; bicellular tight junction.